Messenger RNA from Talaromyces stipitatus ATCC 10500, 1203 nucleotides. RefSeq names its product NUDIX family hydrolase, putative. The transcript has 2 exons. Lineage: Eukaryota; Fungi; Ascomycota; Eurotiomycetes; Eurotiales; Trichocomaceae. Bases 41 to 973 code for a protein of 310 amino acids. Gene Ontology annotation, molecular function: ADP-glucose pyrophosphatase activity; ADP-ribose pyrophosphatase activity. Gene Ontology annotation, biological process: nucleoside phosphate metabolic process; ribose phosphate metabolic process. The record is from RefSeq and is a predicted model, not a curated record.
AAUCACCACGAAUGGAACAUCGAAGGAGAAUAAAAUACUCAUGAAACCCAUACUCAGACUUCAAUCACUCUCAAGAUCGAUAUAUUCUCCACCACGAAGAGGGAUAUCAACCAUGACGACUACAUUCACAAUCCCAUUCGACAAUCCUUUCAACAAUACUACAAGUAUACCAGUCAUAUUAGCAGAAACAACCAGCAUAUCAAAAGGCCAACUCCUCUCCUUCCCCGCAUUCAAAACCUGGCUUUCAUCUCUACACAAAUCCCUGGCAGAGCAGAGCUCAUCGACCCAUGAAUUCCACAAAUCGCCUUACAUGCUGCGCAAAAUCGACAUUCAGGCUGUCGAUUACUUCGGUGGAGGGAGACUAGGUUUCUCGAAAAUGAAGGUUGAUGUUUCUAAUGAUAUCGGGGAGAGUCUACCGGGUAGUAUAUUACUGAGAGGCGGGAGUGUUGCUAUGCUUCUUAUUCUGCAAGCGGAUGAUGUACCAUCAACAUCCGAAAAGGACAAGUAUGUAAUUAUGACAAUCCAACCACGUAUUCCAGCAGGAACACUCAAAUUCGCCGAAAUUCCAGCCGGCAUGCUCGACGACAGCGGCACGUUUGCCGGCGGAGCAGCAAAGGAAAUUCACGAAGAAACCGGCCUCUCAAUUCCACAGGAUGAGCUUAUCGAUAUGACGGCUCUUGCUUCUGCAACUGAAUCAGAAGGGAAUCUAUUGCAAAAAGCGGUUUAUCCAUCUCCUGGAGGAAGUGAUGAGUUCAUUCCUGUGUUUUUGUGUCAAAAGAGGAUGUCCCGAAAGGAUAUUGAGGGUAUGCAGGGUCGAUUGACGGGAAAUAGAAAUGAGAAGGAAAAGAUUACGUUGAAGAUUGUGCCGUUGGAGGAGUUGUGGAGGGAAGGGUUUAGGGAUGCGAAGACUUUGGCUGCUUGGGCCUUGUAUGAAGGGCUGAGGAGAGAGGGGAAAGAUUUGAGUUGUAGAUAGCUUCUAGAGUGGUCGAGCGUCCAUUCCAUCUUUAACACCUUCACCUGUUUCAGCACGUAGAAUUUCUGGGUUUGUUGUAUAGAUAACUUCAGCCGAAUCACUUCAUAUCAAGCCCCCCAAAAACCCUAUCCAAUUCCUCACCCUCAUCCCUCGGCGCAAUAGCAGGCACCGACUGUGCUUCCUGCUCCCUCGUACUCGAAUCCAAUAUACUCAUACCCGUAUCCCCACCA